This is a messenger RNA of Trichoderma virens Gv29-8, 1383 nucleotides long. RefSeq names its product glycoside hydrolase family 75 protein. The transcript is spliced from 3 exons. The coding region runs from base 1 to 1383 and encodes 460 amino acids. The record is from RefSeq and is a predicted model, not a curated record. Gene Ontology annotation, molecular function: chitosanase activity. Lineage: Eukaryota; Fungi; Ascomycota; Sordariomycetes; Hypocreales; Hypocreaceae.
AUGGCUUCUUUCAAGACUGCGGUCCUCGCUUCUCUCGCCGGCACCGCUGCUGCCCGCUCGGUGCCCGCCAACGUCCAGAGUCUCUACAACUCCAUCGUUUCCCAGGGCUCUUGCAGAAGCCCCCUUGCCACCGGUUUUUACAGCUCGGAUGGUGAUGGUGGAAGCACCUCUUAUUGUGGUGACCAUCUUGCCGACUAUGGUAUCGUCUACCUCCAGGGUACCAACGGCAGACUCGCCAACAUGGAUAUCGACUGUGACGGUAUCCAGAACGGCCCUGCUGAUGAUGGCCGCUGCGGCUCUUCCGGUGAUACCCAGAGUGUCACUUCUUUCUCUGACACUGUCCGAGGCUAUGGCACCGGCCAGAAGGAUCUUGACGCCAAUGCUCACCCCUAUGUUGUCUUCGGUAACGACGGCGGCCGAGGCUGGAACGUGUGGGAUCCCCAAUCCGUUGGCAUUGAGCCUCUCUCUGUCAUGGCUGUUGUCUGCAACAAUAAGCUGAUCUAUGGUGUUUGGGGUGAUACCAACGGCGAUGAUGGUCGCUACCCCGUCGUCGGUGAGGCCUCCAUCUCUCUCGCUACCGCCUGCUUCGGCACUGGCGUGAACGGCAACAGCGGCCACGACGAGACUGAUGUUCUCUACAUCGCUUUCACUGGCUCCAGCGCCGUCCCCGGUGCCCGCGGUGCCCAGUGGAACGCUCAGGACUACAACACCUUUGAGAACAGCAUCACCGCCCUGGGUGACAGCCUCGUCGCCCGUAUUGGCACCACUGGUGGCGGCGAUCCCGGAAAUGGCGGCGGCAGCACCCCCCCUCCUUCUGGCGGCAACUGCUCAUGGCAGGGCCACUGCUCCGGCGCUCCUUGCGGCAGUGAUGACGACUGCUCUGACGAUCUUACUUGCUCUAACGGUUACUGCGGAGGCAGCCCCAGCGGUGGAAACGGAGGUAACGGCGGUGGCAGCACUCCUCCUCCUUCCGGCGGCAACUGCUCAUGGCAGGGACAUUGCGCUGGCGCUUCUUGCGGCAGUGACGACGAUUGUUCUGAUGAUCUUACUUGCUCCAACGGCUACUGCGGUGGUAAUCCAAGCGGUGGAAACGGCGGCAACGGAGGCAACGGUGGUGGCAGCACGCCACCCCCUUCUGGAGGCAACUGCUCAUGGCAAGGCCACUGCGCUGGCGCUUCUUGCGGCAGCGAUGACGACUGUUCAGACGAGCUCGCGUGCACCAAUGGCUUCUGCGGUGGCAGCCCCAGCGGUGGAAAUGGUGGCAACGGCGGUAACGGUGGCAGCAACAACUGCUCUUGGCCUGGUCACUGCUCUGGCGCUUCUUGCCGCAGCGACGAUGACUGCUCUGACGACCUUGAGUGCCUCAGCGGCCGAUGCUCCUAA